AUGGAGCAAGAGCAACAAACUUGCUUCGAAUGCCUUAAACGACGAAUCAAUUCCGAUUUCUCAGACAAGCUAAUAUUCUCUUAUGCCCUCUCCGAUUCCGCUUUCCCCUUCGCCUCCUCUGCCGUCGUGCAGGUGUCAAAUUCUAAUGGAAAUUUAUCGGCAUUGGGUUCGGCUUCUCAGUUCAUACUGGUGCAGUUGCCGAGUCAAAAACACAAUUGCUUGAUAGAAUACGUUAAUGAAUGUAUUCUUCAAGAUAAUGAAGACGGUGAUGAUCAGGUGAUUGGUGAUUACCAAGAUCCGGCAAAGUUCAGUGAUCUAACUGUUGGGCCAACUACAUCAGAUUCUUCAUUAGAUCAAUCUCCGUGUUUGCAAAAUGUUGACCAAAUAGCAUAUGUAAAUCAGACAGGAUUCAGAAGUUCUAUGCUUGUUCAUUCUAGUAGGUUUUUGUGUAUCCGAACCAUACCUGCAUUAGUCCCAAUUGCUCAUAUCGGUAUUUCUUCCUACUCCAACUUAGAAAGGAUUGCUUCUGACCUCUUGUCUGGGUCUCUGGAAGAUCAUGUAUUGUGCUCCCUCAGUCUACUGAUUGAAGGAAAAGCUUCAGGGAGAGAUGGUGUGAAUUUUCUUCGAUUGGUUGGGGUACCUUCAUUUGAGGAGAGUGGGAUCCCUGGUUGCUUGAGGCAUCCAAACAUAGUUCCUGUUCUUGGCUUGCUCAAAACAUCUGAGUAUGUCAAUUUGGUGCUUCCUAAAACUCCAUAUACCUUAGAAAGCAUUCUGCAUUACUGCCCCAAGGCCUUAAAGUCUGAGUGGCAUAUAAGGUUUUUGGUAUAUCAACUGCUAUCUGCGCUAGUUUAUUUACAUAGCUUAGGGGUUUCCCAUGGUAAUAUACACCCAUCUAAUGUAAUGCUAACUAAUUCAUGCUGGUCUUGGCUUCGUAUCUGUGAUAAGCCGAUAUCAUUAUCUAACGUAAGUUCAAGAAAAGGUGAAUCCGAUACUCCCGCUGCUUCUGCAAGAUUACGCUGCUGCAUGGAUGGCUGUUUUUCUCAAGCACUCUAUGCAGAUUUGAAGUUUUCACCUUCUGUAGAGUGGCAUUCUCAAUUUGAUCAGUGGUGGAAGGGGGAGCUGAGUAAUUUUGAGUACCUGCUUGUCCUAAAUAGAUUAGCUGGGAGAAGGUGGGGAGAUCACACUUUUCAUACAGUAAUGCCAUGGGUAGUAGAUUUUAGUACACAACCGGAUGAAAAUUCUGAUUCAGGGUGGCGGGACUUGAGCAAAAGCAAGUGGCGGCUGGCAAAAGGUGACGAACAAUUGGAUUUUACCUAUUCAACAUCUGAAAUUCCGCAUCAUGUAUCAGAUGAAUGCCUUUCCGAGUUAGCUGUCUGCAGUUACAAAGCUAGGAGGUUACCCUUGAGUGUUCUACGUCUGGCUGUUCGUUCAGUGUAUGAACCUAAUGAAUACCCCUCUAAUAUGCAAAGACUGUACCAAUGGACUCCUGAUGAAUGCAUCCCAGAGUUCUAUUGUGAUCCUCAAAUUUUUAUUUCUCUACACUCUGGCAUGACUGAUCUGGCAGUACCCCCAUGGGCAGGCAGUCCAGAGGAAUUCAUUAAACUGCACCGAGAUGCUUUAGAAAGCGAGCGGGUCUCCUGCCAAAUCCAUCAUUGGAUUGAUAUAACCUUUGGCUAUAAAAUGUCAGGGCAGGCUGCUGUUUCUGCCAAGAAUGUUAUGUUGCCUUCAUCGGACACUGCAAUGCCAAGGUCAGUGGGACGUCGUCAGCUUUUUACUCGACCACACCCUGUGCGCCGAGUUGUUGCCAGGAAGAAACAUGAUAGUACCUAUACUGUUAUGAAUCAAUGCCAAUUAAAUGUUGCAGAAAACAAGACACCUCUCCUUUCUGAAACUGCUAAUUUGCAACAAUUGGAGGAAAUAACUGCAUUUUCUGAACAUGCUGGCUAUUUGAGUCCUUGCUAUUAUUACAAUCCAGAAAGCGUUGUGAAAGAUGUGCCUUCUGUUAAGGAGUUGGCAAGGGAGACAUCAGAGAAAAGCACAUGUAAACAACUUGAAAUUAGCAGAAAAUAUGGAUUGCCACGUGAUAUUAAUUUAAGCUUUCUUCUUGAGCAUAUGGAGGUGGAGGUCGAAGGUUCCAUGGGAUAUCAAGAAUUAUUGCUAUGGAGGCAGAAAUCAUCUUGCUCAAGGGCCCUUUCAGAAGAUGUUGCGAAGGACAUAUUUUCUGUUGGUUGUGUCUUAGCAGAACUGUACUUGAAGAGGCCCCUUUUCAAUUCAACUUCUUUAGCAUCAUACAUUCAAAGUGGUAUCUUACCUGGAUCAAUGCAAGAACUUCCUCCUGACACUAAAUUACUUGUGGAAGCAUGUAUCCAGAAGGAUUGGGCAAGGAGGCCAUCUGCCAAAAGUGUUCUGGAAUCUCCAUAUUUCCCUGCAACAGUCAAGUCUGUCUACCUGUUUAUUGCACCACUUCAGCUUCUAGCGAAUGAUGAAUCCCGUCUUCGAUACGCUGCAAAUUUUGUAAAACAAGGAGCAUUGAAAGCGAUGGGGACUUUUGCUGCUGAAAUGUGUGCACCCUAUUGUUUACCUCUAGCGGCAAGUCCUCAGUCAGACAUUGAAGCUGAAUGGGCUUAUGUUCUGCUGAAAGAAUUCUUAAAAAGCUUGACACCAAAGGCAGUGAAGGCCUUGGUCUUGCCAGCUAUCCAGAAGAUUCUGCAGACUACAGGUUAUUCACAUUUGAAGGUAUCUCUUCUCCAAGGUUCAUUCGUGCAAGAGAUAUGGAACCUCAUCGGUAAACAAGCAUAUUUGGAGACUAUACACCCUUUAGUUAUUUCGAAUUUGUAUAUUGCUCCUCACAAGAGUUCAGCUGCUGUUGCUUCUGUUCUACUGAUUGGCACAAGUGAAGAGCUCGGUAUACCUAUCACAGUUAAUCAGACAAUCUUCCCUUUGAUAUACUGCUUCGGGAAAGGACUCUGUCCUGAUGGAAUUGAUGUGCUGGUUAGACUUGGCGGUCUUUUUGGUGAAACCUUUAUUGUCAGGCAGAUGCUGCCAUUGCUUAAACAAGUUGCCCGUUCUUGUGUCAAUGUUUCAAAUACUACUAAACCUGAGCCCGUUCAGAGCUGGAGUGCUUUAGCUCUUCUAGACUGUCUAACAACAUUGGAUGGUCUAGUUGCCCUCUUGCCAAGGGAGGUGGUUGUAAAGGAGCUGGUUGAAGAUAGAAGUUUACAUGUAAUGGUUCUUACACAGACCAACUUGGAAAUUUCAGUGCUUCAGGUCGCUGCUACUACUCUAAUAGCUAUUUGUGAGAGAAUUGGACCAGAUUUAACAGCAUUGCAUGUUCUGCCACAACUUAAAGAGUUAUUCGAUGAGCUUGCUUUCUCACACGAGACACUAACUGGCUCUGGUUCUCUUGGCCGGAACUUCAAGAUUUCCAAAUCAAAAGUAGAUGGAGAGGCUCAAAUCGGAAGCCGUAUGGACCUUGUGUUGCGUUUGUAUCCUUCUUUUGCAUCUCUUCUUGGGAUUGAGAAACUUCGCAAGUGCUGUGCCACAUGGUUGCUUCUUGAGCAAUUUCUUCUACGGUAUCAUAAUUGGAAGUGGGAAUACGCUGGAGAAUCUCGGUGUGGAUCUGAAAAUGUAACUGCUAAAAGGCCUUCUUUGAACAAGGGUCCAACAUCUGAUUACAAUCCUGCCAAGCUGUUACUUAAUGGGGUUGGGUGGUCAAUUCCACAAUCACAAGGGAUUAAAGGUGCAAAAAAUUUGAUGCCUCAAAAACGAUUUGAUGGCAUUCCUCAAAGGCCAGUCGAAAGCCAUGUAGCAACUUCAAACCUUUUGAAGUCUGAGCCCUGGUUUUGGUUCCCCAGUCCAGCUGCUAGCUGGGAUGGCCCUGAUUUCCUUGGCCGUGUAGGGAGUCUGAAAGAGGAAUUUCCAUGGAAGAUUAGAGCAUCUGUUAUAUAUUCAAUUCGCGCUCAUCAUGGAGCCUUAAGAUCCCUAGCUGUUAGCCAAGAUGAGUGUACAGUUUUUACAGCAGGCACUGGUCCAGGGUUCAAAGGAACUGUCCAGAAGUGGGAGCUCUCAAGAUUAAAUUGUGUAUCUGGAUAUUAUGGUCAUGAAGAGGUUGUGAACGACAUUUGUGUAUUAUCAUCGAGUGGGAGGAUUGCAUCUUCUGAUGGAACCAUUCAUGUUUGGAAUAGUAGAACAGGGAAAGUGAUAUCAGUUUUUGCUGAACCAUCAGUUGAUUCUGCACAUGUUUCAAGUCCUUUAUUAUCGAAGACAAACGAUCACCAUUCAAACAUGCUGAACUCUAAUACUCUAUCAAGUGGAUUAUUGAACAGUGCAUUUGAUGGGAGCUUAUACACUUGCAUGCAUUAUUUAGAAUCUCUCGAAAGGCUUGUGGUCGGCACUGGAAAUGGUUCCCUCAGGUUUAUUGAUGUUUCCCGAGGUCAAAAGCUUCAUUUUUGGAGGGGUGAAUCUGCUGAAUUUUCUUUUCCUUCCCUUGUCUCUGCCAUAUGCUCACAUGGAUCUGACAAAAUGCCAGCAGAGGGAGCUUUUGCUCCACCAUCUUGGGUUGCAGCUGGACUAAGUUCUGGUCAUUGCAGGUUAUUUGAUUUGAGAAGUGGAAAUGUUAUUGCCUCUUGGAGGGCUCAUGAUGGAUAUGUGACAAAGUUGGCUGCACCAGAGGAUCAUUUGCUUGUUUCCAGUUCUCUUGACAGGACCUUGCGAGUUUGGGAUCUGAGAAGGAAUUGGCCACCACUACAGCCCAAUGUUUUAAGAGGUCAUACAGAUGGUGUAUCUGGUUUCUCAGUUUGGGGUCAAGACGUUAUUUCCAUUUCCAGAAACAAGAUUGGGCUUUCCACUUUAUCUAGAUUUACCGAAGAAGAUGGGCAGCAGCGGAUUAUACCUCAGAAACUAUAUGCGGCAGAUAAUGGAACAAAAAACGUCUCAAUGACUCGGGCAGAUAUGCAUGAUGAAUCUACCACAUUUGUUGAACAAGAAACGGGAAACAACUUGAGAGGUAUAAACUGCUUAGUCCAAGGCCGCAGAGGGCUCUUCUUUAAUCGUGAAGAUAUCAUUGCUGUAGCUACAAUUUUUAUAGCUUGGGGUUUGACUGGAGUCACUGGACGUAUCAUCGUGGGCCAUGAAGCCAGUCUAAAUGAGAAGAACCAAUAG
This is a messenger RNA of Dovyalis caffra, 5160 nucleotides long. NCBI's taxonomy places the organism in Eukaryota, Viridiplantae, Streptophyta, Magnoliopsida, Malpighiales, Salicaceae. The record is from the annotation of a GenBank genome assembly.